Drosophila mauritiana is the source of this 1600-nucleotide messenger RNA. RefSeq names its product protein new-glue 2. NCBI's taxonomy places the organism in Eukaryota, Metazoa, Arthropoda, Insecta, Diptera, Drosophilidae. The record is from RefSeq and is a predicted model, not a curated record. The coding region runs from base 1054 to 1479 and encodes 141 amino acids. The transcript has a single exon.
GUAUUGCCUUGAACGGAUGUGCUUGGAUGAUGAUCUCGAGAUGAUUGCUAUGCUUUUAUACCUCUUGUACUGACUUUGGUACCCAUUGUAAGGAUGGUCGACAGCUGUGACAACAAAUCGAUUGAAAAGAAGUUUUUCGUAUUACCGAAUUUCGACAGCUGCCCAAAUACCACGCGAGUUAGACAAAAAGCUUUUAUUUAAUAAAUUCGUUCUUUCGUUCCUAUUAAGACAUUGGUUAGCCAAAUACAGGCGGCAUAACGUAUUUCAUAGCAGACAAUAUUAAGAUCUGGGACGAUAUCGCGUUGGUCGAAAGCUGAUCGGUAUACAACUAAGAAGUUAGAUGGCGUCGAUUUCACUGCUGGAUUUUUGGCGCUAUUUAAAAUAGGCUUCUAUUAAUUAAUUAAGAACUCAGGCAGGGUCGUGCCAUUUAUGAUUAUUUUUAUUAUUAUUUUUCUUGCCAAUUCCUAUGGACUAGGACCACAUUCCCAACUGACAAAAUUAUGGCUAAGCAUAGAAGAGUUUCUACACAAAGGGACAUAACCGAAAACACACUUAAUGUCGUUUUAAUAACGUUCAAGCCGACAGCAAUAGAUAUUUCUCCCCAUAGGUGGCGCCUGUGUGACACUGUUAUCCUUAAGCUGGUUUUAGUUGAGUAACGGGUAUCUGUUAGUCGAGAAAAUAUAGUAUAGCCCACCAUCUUUUAAAUUAUUUCGGGAUUCCCUAUAUACUCUGGAAAUCCGUAAUAGUAAAAUAUAUUUUUAUUCCUUAAAAGCACUUCACUUAUUAAAUUCGGUAUUUGAACUUAUUUCAUUCAGAUUUGUAAAGCCAAAAUCGUUAUACGCAGUUAUGUUAUUACGAAGUAUAAGAGUGUAUUGCUCCAGCCCAUCGUUUGUGCGAAUUUUUGGCAAACAAUAUAGGAAAAUAAUGCAAAAUGUAUAGGAACCAGCUGCGUAAAUUUGCCAAUAAUCUUUGCGUACGAAAGUCGCGUGGAAUUAAACGCCUAUAAAAGCCACUGCCGCCAACCAUCUGCAAUCCAAAAUCUGAAAGUCUAAGAUGAAGGCCACUACUAUUCUAGCCGUUGUUUCCGUGCUCACCGCUUGCCUUUUGAGGAGCAGCGAGGCGGUGACCUGCACCGCCGAUGCCACCGUCACAGGAUGCAUUGACUGCACCACCAGUCCAUCCGAUCCCGAGUGCGUGGCCGAGGCAGCCGCCGCCACCACCACCACAACUGUAGCAACGCCCACCACCACCACCACAACCUCAGCGACGGAGACCACCACUGCGGCCUCCAGCCCAAGCAACUCCUCUGGACGGCGGAAGAUCGUGCGCAUGAACAAUCUGCGCUACGCCAACGUUCGGCGCAUCCGCGUCAAACGGAAUCGCUUGCGGAGCACCACCGUCCAAAAUCGGAGGCGCAGGAACAACUCCAGACGUGUUAACGUGAGGAGGGCCAACGGAAACGUUAUUAUUGUCGGCUAAGAACGUGGAAUUUAAUAAAAUGCUCAACAAGAUAUGGAUUUCACGAAAUGUAUAUUAUUUUAUAUCAAAUUUACUGAAAAGUAUUCAAUUAUUGACUGGGCAUAACAGGAACUUACCUGCU